Molecule: messenger RNA, 580 nt
Organism: Gavia stellata (red-throated loon)
Lineage: Eukaryota; Metazoa; Chordata; Aves; Gaviiformes; Gaviidae
Gene: REEP6
Product: receptor accessory protein 6
Exons: 5
Coding region: 1-567 (188 amino acids)
Source: RefSeq, a predicted model, not a curated record
AUGGGCACGGUGCCGCAGCGCCUGCAGCGCCUCCUCGACCGCCCCGGGCCGCUCGGCGACCUGCUGGGUCGCCUGGAAGCCCGCACCGGCGUCCGGCGGCUCUACCUGGCCACAGGUUCUGUGGCGUUCCUGGGGCUCUACCUCAUGUUCGGCUAUGGCGCCUCGCUGCUCUGCAACCUCAUCGGCUUUGCCUACCCCGCGUAUGUCUCCAUCAAAGCCAUCGAGAGCUCCAGCAAGGAGGACGACACCACGUGGCUGACGUACUGGGUGGUGUACGGCGUCUUCAGCGUAGCCGAGUUCUUCUCCGACACCUUCCUCUACUGGUUCCCGUUCUACUACGCUGGGAAGUGCCUGUUCCUGGUGUGGUGCAUGGCCCCCGUGUCCUGGAACGGGUCGCAGGUGCUCUACCAGAACGUCAUCCGGCCCUGCUUCCUCAGGCACCACCAGACCGUGGACAACGUGCUGGGCAACCUCAGCACCAAAGCCCUGGACGCGGCCUCCAGCGUCACCCGAGAAGCCUCCAGAGCAGCCCUGAACCUGGCGCAAGAAGCGGAGAAGAGCAAAUGAGAGUGGCCUACGG